CAGCAGAGGAUCCCACCAACUCCUGCCUCGCUGCUUGAGAUCUUGACUGAUCUUGAGGAUUGUUAGCUGUCUGGUGUUUUUUUUUUCCACUUUCUUAUUUUGUCCUUUCAUUCUACAUCACUACCUUUUCGACACCCGCGAAAAUCACUACUGAACACUCAUACUCCAGUAGUUCGCUAGCUACUAAAACUACUACUUAUACACUACCUACCCAGCCAUACGCUCAUCAAGCACGAACCACCAACCGAAACGCCACAUUUGCGCAGCGCCUAAAAGCAUUCAAAAGCAAAAGGCAAAAGGCAAAAGGUCAAACAGAAUCAUCACCAUGCUACCCUCCACAAUGCGAACCCUCCUCCUCCUCGUGGCCCUCACCUUGUGUCUGGUGCAACUCGUCCUCGCCGCCGAGGACUACUACAAGACCCUGGGGCUGGACAAAUCCGCCUCGGAGAAGGACAUCAAACGCGCCUACCGGACGUUGAGCAAGAAGUUCCAUCCAGAUAAGAAUCCAGGCGACGACACCGCCCGCGAAAAAUUCGUCCUGAUCGCCGAAGCCUACGACAUCCUCUCGACGCCGACCACGCGCAAGAUCUACGAUCAAUACGGUCACGAAGGCAUUGAGCAACACCGACAGGGCGGGGCGGCCGGGGGCGGACGGCGCCAGAACGAUCCGUUCGACCUGUUCUCGCGGUUCUUCGGCGGGGGCGGGCACUUCGGCCACGCGCCGGGCCACCGGCGGGGUCCCGACAUGGAGCUGAAGGUCGGGCUGCCGCUGCGGGAUUUCUACAACGGGCGGGAGGUGUCGUUUGGGGUGGAGAAGCAGCAGAUCUGCGAUGCGUGCGAGGGGACGGGGUCGGCGGAUCGGGAGGUGGUGACGUGCGAUAAGUGCGCGGGCCGCGGGGUGGUGAUCCAGAAGCAUCAGUUGGCGCCGGGGAUGUUUCAGCAGGUGCAGAUGCACUGUGAUAAGUGUGGCGGGCAGGGGAAGACGGUGAAGAAGCCGUGUCCCAUGUGUGCGGGCCAGAGGGUCGUGCGGAAGGAGGUGGAGACGUUUGCGUCGAUCGAGCCGGGGAUGGGGAAGGGGACGCGGAUUGUCUUCGAGAAUGAGGCGGACGAGAGCCCCGAUUGGAUCGCGGGGGAUUUGGUGCUGAUUCUGGAGGAGCGGGAGCCCGAGUUGGUCCCCGAGGGCCACGAUGGCACCUUCUUCCGCCGCAAGGGCAGGGAUCUGUUCUGGAAGGAGGCGCUGUCCUUGCGCGAGGCCUGGAUGGGCGAGUGGACGCGCAACAUCACCCAUCUCGAUGGUCAUGUCGUGCAGGUCGGCCGCCAGCGCGGUCAGGUCGUGCAGCCCUUGGCCGUCGAGACGGUCAAGGGCGAGGGCAUGCCCUACUACGCUGAGGGUCAUCUGCACGAGUCGGCCGACGAGGACGAGGCCCCCGGGGAUCUGUAUAUCGAGUAUACCGUCAUCCUGCCGGACGAGAUGGAGAGUGGCAUGGAGAAGGACUUUUUCGCCCUGUGGGAGAAGUGGCGUAAGAAGAACGGCGUCAACCUCGAUCAGGACAGUGGGAGGCCCGUCGUGGCGCCCCGCCUCGUCAAGGACGAGUUAUAAUAAUAUUCUUUUUGACUUGCUUCUUAUUUCUUCUUCUUCCCUGAACAAAGUACCGAUUGCCUGAGUGGGACAAGCGGAUGUGGAUGUACCAAUCACCCUCUAUGCGGGCGUGGCUCUGAGAUAGACAGACAAAUUAUUCAAUAGA
Messenger RNA from Aspergillus saccharolyticus JOP 1030-1, 1745 nucleotides. Its product is annotated as putative DnaJ domain protein. Lineage: Eukaryota; Fungi; Ascomycota; Eurotiomycetes; Eurotiales; Aspergillaceae. The record is from RefSeq and is a predicted model, not a curated record. The coding region runs from base 341 to 1600 and encodes 419 amino acids. Gene Ontology annotation, biological process: protein refolding. The transcript has 2 exons. Gene Ontology annotation, cellular component: cytoplasm. Gene Ontology annotation, molecular function: Hsp70 protein binding.